This is a messenger RNA of Rotaria sordida, 420 nucleotides long. Lineage: Eukaryota; Metazoa; Rotifera; Eurotatoria; Philodinida; Philodinidae. The record is from the annotation of a GenBank genome assembly.
AUGAGUUUAUUUGGUUGUUUAACAUUAAAAAAUAUUCAUCAAAUACGUAAUCGUCGUAUCAGUGUAUUAUCUUCAUCGGGUGUUUUAUCACGUAUGGCACGUAUUUAUGAUCUAUUAGUAUCAAUUUUAAUACAAACAAUUCAUAAAGAUGAAUAUCGUUGCGCACAAGAAUAUCUUUUUCUUCAAAUAUCUCAUUUAAUUUUUUAUUUUAAUUAUAUAUCAAUGUUUUAUGUUAAUUAUUUAUCAUCAUUAAUAUUUCGACAAUUAUCAAAACAAGUUUUAAUUCAUUUUUUUAAAAAACAAGAAGAUAUAUCAAUAGAUAUAACUAUGAUUAAUCAUCAAGAAAAUAAUAAACAAUUAGAAAAUCGAAGUUUAAAACCAUUUACUAUUCAACCAAUUGUUUCUAUUUCUUGCGUUUAA